Messenger RNA from Sander lucioperca (pikeperch), 2511 nucleotides. RefSeq names its product mpv17-like protein. The record is from RefSeq and is a predicted model, not a curated record. Lineage: Eukaryota; Metazoa; Chordata; Actinopteri; Perciformes; Percidae. Bases 354 to 962 code for a protein of 202 amino acids. Gene Ontology annotation, cellular component: membrane; cytoplasm. The transcript has 4 exons.
GGCGUAGCAAUUUUACGCAGAAUGAGCCGACCCGACCGGUGAAACUGGCAGUGCCGUGCCGGGUGUCGGAUGGUGCAUGACAAGCAAGUAGGCUAUCCUGUCUGGAAUUAUAUUACUUUACGACGUUCAUUAUACGAGAAACAUAUAGGCUACAUUGUGUCGUCGAUAAGUCUUAUGAGCCCCUUUCCUUUGAAAUUCGGACGAAAAUAUAGCUAUGAUGCCGCGGAGAUAUUCGGACAGAGGAGAUGCCGGUGUUAUUUGUUACAUUUAGCUUAAAUUAACCGAAGUAUUACAUUUUCCUCAAUUUGCCAACACCACAUUCCGUUCCACUGGGCGACAGUAACUGUACAAUAAUGCGACAGGCGUUUUUGAGGCAGGUCCGUCGGUUUCCGUGGGUCACCAACGUUACACUGUACGGUUGUCUGUUCGCUGGAGGGGACUUCGUCCACCAGUCGUUCUCGCGAGGGGAACAAAUGGACUGGAGACACACACGGAACGUCGCCUUGGUCGCGUUCAGUUUCCAUGGGAACUUCAAUUUCUUCUGGAUGCGGUUCCUGGAGCGGAGGUUUCCCGGGAAUUCCGUCCGGAUGGUGAUGAGGAAGCUUCUCCUGGACCAGACCACAGCGUCACCCCUGGCUACCAGUGUCUUCUACACAGGUGUCAGCAUUUUGGAGGGCAAAGACGACAUCUUUGAAGACUGGAGAGAAAAGUUCCUGAAUACAUAUAAGACGGGGCUAAUGUUCUGGCCAUUUAUGCAGUUUCUAAACUUUGCCUUGGUGCCUCUGUACAUGCGGACCGCCUUCACCGGCUGCUGUGCCUUCGUUUGGGCCACCUUCCUUUGCUUCUCGCGUCAGAGCGGCGAUGGCACGGCCGGUGCUGCUCUGGCGUGGAUGUUCCCUCCUAAACAGGACGAAGCAGAAUCCACAAAUGAGAAGGUGGACUCCAAGGAAAAGAGGGAAUAGUAAACCUACUCCGAUCCAAAGUAUGUAGAAUCAGUGGUUGUGAUGGAGGGGGACAAAACGGAAACGGAAAAAGCAGCGAUCUUUAGUGGAGAUAGCAGUUUCAGUGGAUGGCAGUCCUGUCUGCGGUUGAUGUUGCACUAUCACUGCCAGGGUUUGAGUUCAAAGUCACACUGGGGUUAAACUAAAAAAAAAAAGUGCGUUCUCAUGACCUCAUGGUGCUUUGAAACAGCAUCCAGCAAAUGGAAUGUGUAGUAUAUUUUUCAGUAUGCAUACAGCACAUCACCUCAGUGGGAAAAUGUAAUUCAGUCCUACUUUUCAAUCCCACAGUGAACCAUCAUGGUGCUAUAUUUGUCGUCAGGUUUUGUUUUUAUAAAUGCAGUCUUGUGUUCUCACAUUACAAACAAGAGAGUUCCCUUAUUCUAUUGGACCAUGCUAAAUGAUAUUGGAAUUAUUUAUGAGGACUUUUAUGUCUGGAAAGGAACCAUAGAAUUAAAAUGUUAUUGAUUUUAUUUCUAUGAUGGGAACGUGUAAAGUUUCUGCUUUACAUCUAAAAACUGAACUAAGACGUAUCUGCGACUGGAACAGAGUGCCUGAUCUCUAAGGACUUUCUGCUUUGGUUCCUGUUCACACUCUGGUACAAGAAGUGCACAUGCACACAGGGACCAAUAAUCCGUUAUAUAUACAGUAUAUAAAAAACACCUAAAAACACUAAAACAUAUCCGAAAAUAUAUUUUUCAUCUCGUAUUUUCAACCAUUGUUCCUUAAUAUUUAAAUGUUGUGGCAAUGAGAUACUGCUGAAGAUUACUCUGAGUUUGUAUGUUAAUGAUUGAUGAAGGUUGUCUCAAACAUCCAUUUACUUGAAUGUGGAAAUGCUGCCUGCCUGCUGUCGUACUUUAUGUCAGUGUGAUACUGUGGAGUGCUCUCUAUUAUAUCUCUUUGCACCAUUUCCUAAUUUUUCAACAUUGAUUGCUGUUUUAUCCAUUUUUUUUUCAUUUUUAAUUUGACCUCUUAGUGUAAAUGUUACUUUAAAGGUUACCUCGCCUGCAAUGAUUCUUGAACGUCAGAUGCCUCUGCCAAGCCGUUUUCUAUAGAGGUAAUUUUUAAAAAUAGCUCAGUAUAAGAGCUGACUGCCAUUCCUAUACUAUAUAGAAUUUAAAAGGUUCCAGGCAAACUUCUUUUCUUUUGAUCCCUUUAAUCAGACAUCUUUUAAAUUGCAUCCUUAAUUAUAAUAACUUAUUAUUAGUAUAGUAUUAGAAUGUGUGUUUCUAAUUAUUAUUUGUAUGCUGAUGUGCUACACUGGAACUCAAAGAUCAAAUCAAUGAAUAUUCCCUUUGUUCAUUCCAGCAACUGAAGACUGGGUGAUAUUAAUAACGCAUUCAAAGAUUUGUACACUACUUUAUUUUUUUGAAUGGUUUUGAUAUCACAAAGAACAACUAUUUUAACAGUGUCGUUGACUGUAACGUAUUGAAAAAAAAAUGAUUUGAUGACAUUUUGCACGGAAGUUACACUGAUUGUGGUAGAGAUAAAUCAUAUUUAUUGUUGAAUAAAU